UAGUGUCCACUUCCACAAGUUGCGGAGAGGAACACGGACAGAGGACCACACACGCCUGGUAGAAACAUCAUUACAUCGGACUUUGAGACGAAGUUGAUGUUCCAUUCGGGAGACCUACCCUCAACAUGAGGGCAGCAAAUCCAGGAUAUUGAACAUAAUAUAAAAGUUCAAUAUCCAUUUUUGGAGAGUUUUUCCAGCAGCGUCAAGUACUUUUUACGGCCAUUCAUUGUCUGCUAUGGCACCAAUUUUGGACCGAAGUGCUCCAGCUUUACUUUUAAUUUGGAGUUACUGCGUCGUAGCCGAUACGUCUUUUACUAACGUUUCCAUUGACAACGAGUUCCACUCCAGCUUCAUCUACCGCCGGUUGAGGAGCCAGGAGCGCAGGGAGAUGCAGCGGGAGAUCCUCUCCAUCUUGGGGCUGCCGCACCGGCCGCGACCGCACCUCCACAGCAAGCACAACUCCGCUCCUAUGUUCAUGUUGGACCUGUACAACGCCAUGUCCACGGAAGGGGACGAAGAUAGAUACUCUUAUCCUUAUAAGCCAGUCUUCACCACGCAGGGUCCCCCCAUCGCCAGUUUACAAGACAACAAUUUCCUGAAUGAUGCAGACAUGGUCAUGAGCUUUGUCAAUCUAGUAGAGCAUGACACAGAAUUCCUGCCAGUGAGACGGCAUCAUCGAGAAUUCCGAUUCGAUCUAUCCCAGAUUCCCGAAGGCGAGGCGGUCACUGCUGCUGAGUUUCGCAUUUAUAAAGACUUCAUUCACGAACGCUUUGAUAACGAGACCUUCCGCAUCAGCGUCUACCAGGUGCUGGAGGAACAUUCUGACAGAGAGUCUGACCUGUUUCUCCUGGACUCACGGGUCAUCUGGGCCGCAGAGGAGGGCUGGUUGGUUUUUGACGUGACGGCGACCAGCAACCACUGGGUCCUGAACCCAGGGAGAAAUCUGGGUUUACAGUUGGCUCUGGACGGCACAAACGGAGAAAGCAUUAAUCCUCGCAUGGCAGGAUUGAUUGGUCGAAAUGGGCCACAGAACAAACAGCCCUUCAUGGUGGCCUUCUUCAAAGCCACUGAGGUACACCUGCGAAGCAUUCGCUCAGCACAGGGGGGCGCCAAGCAGCGUAACCCUAAUCGCUCCAAAGGGGCCAAGAGCCAAGAAGCACUGCGAGUGGCCAACAUUGCAGAGAACAGCAGCACUGAUCAAAAGCAGGCGUGCAAGAAGCACGAGCUCUACGUCAGCUUCCGAGACCUCGGGUGGCAGGACUGGAUCAUCGCCCCUGAAGGAUACGCAGCAUACUACUGCGAGGGCGAGUGCGCCUUCCCGCUCAACUCCUACAUGAACGCCACAAACCACGCCAUUGUGCAAACCCUUGUUCACUUUAUCAACCCGGACACGGUUCCCAAGCCAUGUUGUGCUCCCACGCAGCUCCACGCCAUCUCAGUGCUCUACUACGACGACAGCUCCAAUGUCAUCCUUAAGAAGUACCGCAACAUGGUGGUCAGAGCUUGCGGCUGCCACUAGACAAGACGAUGGCCACCUUCAAGCACAGACACACAAGUAGUCAGACACCAGCCUGACAACCUUUGGUGUCAGGACAAGCCGUCCAAAAUCAACAAUCUUGUGUAUUUUCAGUUGUUUUAGUUCCUUCUUUUGCUGUAGAUGUUUAUUUCUUGCGUGAGAACCCGGAUGCAAGUUAGGAAUUUAUGAACUGUACAAUAAUAUGUAAAUAAUAUGUGUCAAACAAAGCAAAAUGUAUAUUUAUUUCCUGAAAUGUCAGUCAGGUUUUAUGUGUUUAGUUUAUUUGCUGACUGCUUGCUGUCCCACACAGACACAAAGUGAAACGUAUUUCAUUAAUGGUGGUCACAACGUACACCUGAAAGACGUUACCACUAAUUGUCGGGAUGGCGGAGGAAUGGGCUUUUGUGUUGUUGACAUGUUCAGGUUUCUAUUCUUCUGCUGUAAUAAAAAUAUGUCAGAUUUAA
This is a messenger RNA of Doryrhamphus excisus (bluestripe pipefish), 1980 nucleotides long. It is a transcript of the gene bmp7b, whose product is annotated as bone morphogenetic protein 7b. Lineage: Eukaryota; Metazoa; Chordata; Actinopteri; Syngnathiformes; Syngnathidae. Gene Ontology annotation, biological process: BMP signaling pathway. The record is from RefSeq and is a predicted model, not a curated record. Gene Ontology annotation, molecular function: growth factor activity; cytokine activity. Gene Ontology annotation, cellular component: extracellular region.